CUCGUGCUUCGAUCUCCGUCUGCGUCGGGGCAUCUGUGCGAGCGAUGCUCGCUGCGGAAGGCUCUGCUCUUCCCGCAUGCGCUUCCCCCGUCAUGGGCUUCUCCCUGUCCCCCUCCUCACGCGACCUCCGCCGCCCUCCAGCUCCUUCUCCUCUUACUCCAUCCCGUGGGAUCCCGUCGCUUCCGCCGUCCACGAUGGCAUCCUGCGAGCUCGGUCCUUUGCCCACACGAAGCAGGCUCAUGCCCUGGCCGCCGCUUCCGGCGUCCUCCCCCGCCACCUUCCCUCCGCCGCCGCCAUCCUCAUCGCCUACGCCGACCACGGUGACCCCGCUGCCUCCCUCCGCCUCUUUGACGACAGCCCCCUCAGACUCCGCGGUGCCUUCCUCUGGAACGCCCUCGUUCGCGCCCUCUCUUCCGCUGCCGGCCUUCACUCCGCCGCUCUCUCCGCCUACAAUGGCAUGCUGCGCGCCGGCGUCAGACCCGACAAUCGCACCUUCCCCUUCGCCCUUACAGCCGCCGCCGCCGCGGUUGGUGAUGACGCCCGGAAAGGCCGAGAGAUUCAUGGAUCGGUGAUCAAGGUUGGAUUUUUUUAUGACGUCUUCGUGGGGAACACACUCUUGGCCUUCUACGGCAUCUUAGGUGAUUUGCUGGCCGCUAAACAGGUGUUUGGCGAAAUGCUACAUAGAGACGUUGUUUCAUGGAACUCACUCAUUUCAAUGUUUUCAUCGAAUGGCUUAUACUCGGAUGCAGUAAGCUUGCUGUUGGAGUUAAAGAGGAGCGACCUUUCAGUGAAUUCUGUGAGUCUGAUCAGUGCUCUCCCUGCAUGUGCUGCACUGCAAGAUGAGGAUUGUGGAAAGGGAAUUCAUGGUCUUGCGAUAAAGGCUGGUCUGGAUUUGGUAGUCACAGUCGGUAAUGCAUUCAUUGAUACGUAUGGGAAGUGUGGGGACUCAGAUGCCUCGAUGCGAGCUUUUCAGAGCAUGCAGGAAAAGAAUGAUGUUUCUUGGAACUCUGUUAUUGGUAGCCUUGUUCAUGCUGGUCUCUAUGAGGAUGCUUUGGAGAAAUUUAAAGAAAUGCUAGCAAUUAAGGUGAAGCCAAACUCAAUCACCAUAUCAAGUCUUUUACCAGCAUUGGUUGAGUUGGGCUGUUUUGAUUUGGGGAAAGAGAUUCAUGGGUAUAUUAUAAGAAACUACAUGUAUUCUGAUGUCUUUGUUGCUAAUUCUCUAGUGGACAUGUACGCAAAGUCUGGAUGUUGGAAUAAGGGGUCAGAUAUUUUCUAUAGAAUGGAUAAUUGGAAUGUGGUUUCUUGGAAUGCAAUGAUUGCAAAUUUUGCGCAGAAUGGAGCUGAGUUGGAAGCCAUAGGGCUUGUUAAGGAGAUGCAGGAUUGUGGGGAAUUCCCCAAUUCGGUUACAUACACAAAUGUUCUUCCAGCAUGUGCUAGAAUUGCUUCACUGGUGAAGGGUAAGGAAAUUCAUGCUAGGUCAAUCCGUGUGUGUUCUAAUUGUGACUUAUUUGUUUCAAAUGCUUUGAUUGAUAUGUAUGUGAAAUGUGGAAGGUUUGAUCUUGCUCAAAACGUUUUUAAUGUAUCACAGAGAGAUCAAGUGUCGUACAAUACCUUAAUAGUAGGGUACUCUGAGAGUCCAUUGUGUUCAGAAGCUUUGGAUUUGUUCCUGGACAUGCGAUCUGUAGGAAUUGAGUACGAUGUUGUUUCCAUUGUGGGUGCCUUAUCUGCAUGCGGUAAUCUAUCUGCACUCAAGCAAGGAAAGGAGAUACACUGCUUGUCCAUGAGAAAAUUGUUCGACACACAUCUCUUUGUGGCAAACUCAUUAAUAGACUUGUACACUAAAUGCGGAAGGAUUGCUCUUGGUAAGAAGAUCUUUGAUAGAAUAUCAAACAAGGAUGUGGCCUCAUGGAAUGCUAUGAUCUUAGGGUAUGGAAUGCAAGGAGAACUGGAAGCUGCAAUUAAUUUGUUUGAUUUGAUGAAAGAUGAAGGUUUGGAAUAUGACCAUGUUUCUUACAUUGCAGUCUUAUCAGCGUGUAGCCAUGCUGGGCUUGUUGAGAGAGGAAAGAGAUAUUUCAACCAAAUGCUAGCUCAAAACAUUAGGUCAACACAGAUGCACUAUGCUUGCAUGGUCGAUCUUCUAGGGAGAGCUGGACUGAUGACAGAAGCUGCAGAAUUAGUAAGAAGCAUGCCCUUUGAAGCAGAUUCCAAUGUUUGGGGUGCAUUGCUUGGCGCAUGUCGCAUCCAUGGAAAUAUUGAGUUAGCUCAGUUGGCAGCAGAACAUUUGUUUAAGUUAAAGCCAGGGCACUGUGGAUACUAUAUUUUGCUUUCCAAUAUGUAUGCUGAGGCGGGGAGAUGGAAUGAAGCAGAUCAGGUCAGAGCACUGAUGAAAUCUAGGAAGGUGAAGAAGAAUCCAGGGUGCAGCUGGGUACAGAUUGGUAAUAAGCUACAUGCCUUUUUAGUGGGAGAAGGAUCACAGGGUUCUGAGUUAGACCUAUGUUAUAAUGAACUGGUUGAAAGUGAGAGGAUGAGUUCAGCAUAUCUUUAGUGGCCUCAGACUUAUAACUUAGGGCCUCAGGAACUGUAGAGUCGGACUUCAAAUUUGAUGCAGCUUCCAGAUCAAAGAGAAAGUGAUGAUCCACACGUCAUGUUGAACCUUUGUCAGGAAAAUCAUAUUUAACAGUUCAGGAAGUACUGCAUAAUCACAAUUAGAGAACCUGUACGUUCUACAAUCAUCACUUGCAGGUAAUUUCACACCAAUGUCGUAUUCAUUAAAUCUCCAAAAGCUCACGUCAGAUUUGUCCUCUAAAGCUUUCAUGGCACGAUACAAAAAGUUGUUCUGUUCCAUCGAUGGGGAAUUGCUUCCUAUGGACUUAUCCUCUGCAGCCACGUUAUGAAUAUAAGCAUUCCAUGUUUUCGAAGAAGAUGGAGAAUUCUUCACAAAAAACAGCUCCACAACUUUUGCAAUGGCAAAGUCACAGGAAGGAUCUGGCAACUCAGGAUAUGCUUUCCUCUCAAGGUCAGUUAAGAAGUCCAGAUUGAUACCGAGGAGAAUGAAAGCUCGGAAAACCAACUUCUUAUAGAUUUCAGAUCAAGUUUCUAGCAGUCCUCUUGUUGCAUGGUACAAGCCUAACAGAACUAAGAGUAGGGUAUAUCUGAUUUCAUCAAUUCUUUUUGGAAACACUUUUGCCAAACAGAAAUACUACCAUUCUAAGUCUCUUAAUGGUGGCAGCUCCCAGAGUUUGAAACCAGGAGAUUCUUGGACAAGACUGGAUUGAGGAUCAACAAUCUUCCCAUAAUUUACCCCUACAUCCCUGUGAUUGAUGCUGGAGGACCUUUUCUUGCUUAUAGUUUGUGUAAACAUAAUAGUACCCUUGGGGAUAAUUUUAUUUGAUGAGCCAGAGUCCAAAUUCUCUUUUACUCUGUAUCAUCCUCUUGUGACCUAUAAAUAUUGUACCAAAAAAGGAGUCAAGGUUCUUGCAAUACUCAUCAUGCAAAAACAUCAAAUAAUAGGAUGGAAUCAGAAUGCUGAGUUUUUUUA
Molecule: messenger RNA, 3538 nt
Organism: Musa acuminata subsp. malaccensis (wild Malaysian banana)
Lineage: Eukaryota; Viridiplantae; Streptophyta; Magnoliopsida; Zingiberales; Musaceae
Product: pentatricopeptide repeat-containing protein At4g14170
Biological process (GO): RNA modification
Cellular component (GO): intracellular membrane-bounded organelle
Molecular function (GO): protein binding; RNA binding
Source: RefSeq, a predicted model, not a curated record